CAGUGUUCAGUAGGCGUAUACGGAUGCAGUUGUUUUGCAACUGGUUGUUCGGGUGUAAAAGAAGUCGUUACUGUAAAAUUAUUCACUCUUGAAGCGUCUUGCAUUGAUUUGUGAACGCGGUGGUAUUUUGGAGUCUUUAAACCAACUCGGAGAAAAUGGCAACAGUCGACCUCGCUAAAGUUGGAAAAAACUUACUGAAGAGCGGUGAAAGCGAGGAGAAAGUAGAGCUCCAGUCUCUGUGGCAGGACCAGCCGGUGGUCAUUUUCUUCCUGCGCAGAUUUGGCUGCCAGGUGUGUCGGUGGACGGCAUCAGAGAUCAGCAAACUGGAGCCAGACCUGAAGGCCAACGGGAUGGCUCUAGUGGGAGUCGGACCAGAAGAAUUUGGGCUGCAGGAGUUCAAGCAGGGAGGUUUUUUUAAAGGAUCCCUUUAUGUGGAUGAGCAAAAGAAAUGUUACAAAGAUCUGCACUUCAAACGAUACACUGCUUUAAGUGUGGUUCCUGCCGCGUUGGGGAAGAAAGUACGGGAUGUAGCUGCAAAGGCCAGUGCUGAAGGAAUCCAGGGAAAUUUCUCAGGAGAUCUGCUCCAGAGUGGAGGCAUGCUCAUUGUGGCCAAAGGUGGAGAAAAGGUCCUACUACACUUUAUCCAGGAUUCACCAGGAGACUAUGUACGUUUGGAGGAUAUUUCCAAGGCUUUGGGUUUCUCAGCCACAGUAGAAGCAGGAGAAAGGCCAGUGUGCAAUGAUGAUGUUUGUACCCGAUGAUGACGGAGCUGCACAUCUCAACUCUUUUGAAGAUUCAUGAAGUGGAAUACAAUUUAAAAUGUUAAAAUGAAGUAUUAAAUCACUAUUAAUAAUCCUGUGACACAAUUUUUUUUUUUACCUAUUUAAAAAAAAUCACUGCUCAUUUA
Messenger RNA from Archocentrus centrarchus (flier cichlid), 907 nucleotides. RefSeq names its product peroxiredoxin like 2B (gene prxl2b). Gene Ontology annotation, molecular function: prostaglandin F synthase activity. Gene Ontology annotation, biological process: prostaglandin biosynthetic process. The coding region runs from base 156 to 761 and encodes 201 amino acids. NCBI's taxonomy places the organism in Eukaryota, Metazoa, Chordata, Actinopteri, Cichliformes, Cichlidae. The transcript has 7 exons. The record is from RefSeq and is a predicted model, not a curated record.